Molecule: messenger RNA, 1139 nt
Organism: Neltuma alba
Lineage: Eukaryota; Viridiplantae; Streptophyta; Magnoliopsida; Fabales; Fabaceae
Product: protein FANTASTIC FOUR 3-like
Exons: 1
Coding region: 161-1096 (311 amino acids)
Source: RefSeq, a predicted model, not a curated record
CCCACUCUUCUUAACACACGCACACACUCCCUCCCUCUCUCUCUCUCUGUGUUCAAUUCAUAACAAAUCCAAACCCUUCUUCUUCUUCUUCUUCUUCUUCACAUAACUCAGAACACUCUGUUCUCAGCUUAGAAAACAGAGCACUCUGUUUCCAAUCCACAUGGCUGCAAUUGUGUGCCACGGCUUGCAGUCAUGCCUCGAGCCUCAGUUCGUCGAAUCAAGAGCUCUAACGCUCAGUUUUCCUUUCUCAACACCUCACAAUCCUCAACAAAUCCCCAUUGAUUUACCCUUCAAAACAAGUUUCUGGGAUUCAAACAGCAAAACCCAGGAAAGGCCCAACAACAAAACUGACACCAGUAACACAGGAUGGAGCUUUCUUCAAGCUCUGUCCAAUGUCUCGUACGUUUCCAAGGAUUCAACCGAGAAAGAAAGCGUCUAUGUUCAUCCUCAGGCCAAGCGAUCUUCCACUGCCAUGAGUCAGAAGAGUCUUGAACUGUGCACUGAGAAGUUAGGCAAUGAAACUGGGAGUGACAUUGUUGAGAAUAAUGGCUACGGCAUGGAUGUGCUCUGUUCAUCGCCGACAAGGGAUCAGCUAGCAAGGCCACGUCAGGGGAAAUCGAGAACCCAGAAUUUUCCUCCUCCUUUGACCACCAUGAGGGGAUCUGAAUCUCUGAGAGUGAGAAGCCACCGAGAAGGUGGGAGACUAGUGGUGGAGGCAAUCAGGGCCCCACCAAGUGCGUCAUGUUUUCAAGCAGAGAGAAGCCAUGGCCGCCUUCGCCUCUGUUUUUUGAAAAAUAACGACAAGUUUGACCCGGAAGAGACAGAUGCAUACGAUGAUAGUGAAGGGGUUGAAGAAGAAUGUGAAAGUGACAGCGAAGAUAACGAAAGAAAAGAAAUGGAAGAAGCAGAAGAAGAGGAACAGGAAGGAGAUGAAGAUGUAGAUGAUGAAGAAGAACAAGCAGAGCAGGAGGAGGAAGGUGAAGAAAUGACAAGGAAAGAGUAUGAGGGGCCAAGAAGGUGCAAAGAAGGAAGCAAACAAGAGAAUAACAAAUUUUUAAAUAACUGGGGAGAGCCUCUCUCGGUGGCUAUUUCUUAAUCCUUUCUUGGUUUUGGAUCUCACUACAGAAUUCCAAUCUGGA